Molecule: messenger RNA, 3464 nt
Organism: Brassica rapa (field mustard)
Lineage: Eukaryota; Viridiplantae; Streptophyta; Magnoliopsida; Brassicales; Brassicaceae
Source: RefSeq, a predicted model, not a curated record
AUCUGAGCUACAUCCCCAUUGCGUAUCAAGAUAUUAGAAUAGUUUACUUGGACAUAAUUUGAUAGAAUUUCAUGUGAUUAUAGCAGUGUCAGAUCUUAUUAGACUUAAAACUUCAUGACGGUAUCAUAAAAAUUUCUCUUUAACAAACGCAAACCAACGGUAUAUAUCUCCUCUCUAUCAAGAACAUGCAUAAACCUCCUCCAAGCUUUAGUUAAAUGAGAUAAUGCAAACAAAAAUGCACAUACAUAUCUUCCUUUGUGGAAAGCUGUCCUCCUAAAGCUUAUAUCAUCAUGCACAUAGCUCACACAAUGAGACGCAAUACACGAUAAAAACAGACAACUUUUAAAAAGUUUUGACUCAAUCUAAUCAAUAGAAUUUCGAUUUUAUAUGGCUUUCCGCCUUUCCCUUUGCUCAUUCUUUGUAGGCAAUUCAUAAUGACAAAUAAUAUACAGAGUAUAUAUGUACAAGUACAAAAAAACUACUCAACAAUCAUGACGAUCGAUAGACAUGAGUCCAAACGAAAAUUUCUGCAAUAAAAUAAUAAAAUUCAACAUCAAAUCAACUAUUCUCAAAGUGUCGACACCACUCAUAAGAUGACAGAAAUAUCAAUGUAAAUAUCGGUACCAUUCAGAAGAAAACAUGUAUCAAGAUACUAAACAAGCAUCUUUUGUUAUAAAAUACUCCUACUAUCACUAUCAGUGAAAAGUUACGCAAACGAUUUUUAUCUUAUGAUAUUUUUUCUAAAAUUCUCCAAUCUUUCAAAUUUUAUUUUUUUGAAUUUCUUUUUAAAAAUAUAUACUUUUGUAAUUUUAUAUCAAACUUUGUAUUUUAAUUCAAAAGCAAUAAAUGAAGUUUUAAUUAAUCAUAUAUUGUUUACAAUCUCGUUUUGAAGUUUACAAUAUAACAAAAUUCCAAACCUUUAAAUUACCAAUAUAUUAAUACAAACAUGGCAUGUGUUCCUCGUUCUGAAGCACAGAACAAUCCGUUCCCUAUGAUUACAAGACAACGGAACGCUUUGCUUUCCAUCUCCAUCACAUCUAUGCAAACCACAGAAACCAACCUUCAUUGUUGAACAUCAAAGUGAACAAAUGCGAGAUCCUUGAAGAAAGAUUUGGAAGUUGGUGGAGGUAAAUACAGCUACAGCAAACUGUUGUCAUGAUCACCGACAGUACACACUACACAGCUCUAUGCAUUCCACAUCAAAUUUCAAACAUCUUCUCAAACCAAGCAGUUAAAGCCAGCUGAGGAGAUGGACCACUCACUAUCUAGGGAGGUGUUUAAUCAAAACCAUACCUCUCUAAUAUAGAUCGUUGUAUUUAUUUAGUUCAGUAAUUAAGUUUUUAAAAUUCACUCUCUCCCCCCACCCCUUGGCCGACAUUAUACGGAACCUUUUUUGUCAAACUUACAGACUUGGCUUCUGACUUUAAAACCUGUUAUUUUAUCCUGUAGAGAAGCAAGGGAUUUUAUUAUCCAUAACUAGAUAAUUUUUAAAAACUAGAUAAUUUUUAAAGUAUUCGAACAUUUUGUAUAAUUAUUCCUUUUUUAAAAAAAAUUGUUUACUUGACUUUAAAAGUAUAAUGAAAAUAAGAAUCAUCUUGUUAAAGCAAUAUUUUUUUUUUAAAUGUCAGUACUUAUUUUUUAAGUGUUUUAUUUUUGAAAGCAUACACUUAAAAUUCUUAAAAAAAUGCAAUUAAUAUGGAUCGGAUUGAGUUAAUUCGUCUAUUAUUAAAAGAUCAUUAAACACAAUUUGGUAAAACUCCACACGCCGCGACGAGAGAGGAGGAGCACACAGAGAUCUCUCCUUAAUCUCCCGUCGCCUCUUCAUCAUCUCCUCUGUAUCCUUCUCCCAUCCUCACCGUUCAUUCGAUGUUGAAUUCUGAUCAUCAGAUCUAAGAUUGAUUGAGGAUGUUUAUGGAUCGAGAGAGAAGGCUCUCUGCUCGCAAUGGGACGAGGACUCCUCCUGAAUACACCAACGGCAAAUUUCGCGACGAUAAUAACGGCUUUUACGGCGGAGGAUUCUUAGAUCGAUCGGAGAAGAGUCCUUCUCGAUCGAACAUCCUCCGGAUCCCCUCGCCGACCUCCUCUCCUCCUCCGCCUUCCGGUUCCUCCCCGGAGCGUGGCUAUAUCGAGCACCGCGUGUCGAAGUUCGAUACUCUCGCCGGCAUUGCCAUCAAAUACGGCGUCGAGGUUGCAGAUGUGAAGAAGAUGAAUGGGCUUGUUACUGAUCUUCAGAUGUUUGCUCUCAAGUCUCUUCAGAUUCCGUUACCUGGAAGACAUCCUCCUUCUCCUUGUUUAUCUAAUGGCUCCUUAAACCAUGGAGAGGGAUGUUCAUGCCACGAACUGGAACCACCAAACCACAGCAACGGCGACGUGUUUGACUCAUUCCAAUCUCUGAGAUUGAAAUCUUCUGAAAAGAAAGUUUCUCCAGCCAUGAACUCACUCCAAGGUUACUACGGGCUGAAACCAGCAAACAGAACUGUCUCUGUAGGAGGAAGCUUGGAGAUGGGAAAUUACAAGUCAGAAAACAACGGUGAUAGUCAAUACCUCAGACCUUUCCCAUCCACAAACACUCCCUUGAACCACCACAGGAAAUCAAGAAGCUUAGUCAAUGCACUUCUCGAAGAGAUCAACCAGUCACCUGAUAACACUACCCAUCAAGAACAGAGUUCUGAUAAGUUUAUAAGAGGACGUCGAAAAUCUGUAGCCGAUUUUUCAUCCCGGACUCCAGAGCUCCUCUUGAAAGAAGAGAACAGCAGCAGCAACGGCGGGUUUUUGUCGAUAGCCGGGAAAGGCUUAGCGUUGAGAUCGAAAGCCUCAAGCAGAACUAAUCUAUCAUCAGCAGAAUCUGAGACUACUAGUAAUUUCAAUCCUGUACCAAUCAACUUGAUGGAUGCUUCAGUCUCAGACAGCUUCAGCAGUGUAAGAAAAUCGUCGAGUGCUUCCAGUCUACAAGAUCCAGACGGUAGUAACGGUUCAUCAUCACUAUCUCUAUGGCCGACUUCUAAAUGGAGCUUGAAGCCUGAUUUGCUCACACCUGCGGCUAUUACAAGCUCAAUCUUUGAUGGAUUACCAAAGCCUUUAACAGGGAGGAGAAACAAGGCUGCUAUGGACUGAGAAAAACAAGAGGUCAGUUUCUCUGUUAUUUAACUGUCCCAUUCAUUUUUUUGGAAACUAUACAAAUCAAAAGCAGAAAGAAGCUAUUUUAGCCUUAAUGCGAGUAAAUAGAAGUAAAGAGAUUAGAGAAAAUCUGAAAGAAGGGAGAAAGCUUGUGGUAGUGAAAUGUAAUGAUGGUUCUUUUUUGUAAGUUAUACAAAUAUUUGUACCAUUGGGUUUCAUCUUAGCGUAGUCAUUUUUUUUUUCUUCUUCUAAAGAUGAUGAACGUUGCCCACACAAUACUGAAUUGUAUUUUCAUGCAUCUAUUCAUACAGUAUUUGUUAAAUAAGAAAAAAAGGCUCUUUGGUAUG